AUGAAUUGGUGUAUUUUGCUUGGUCUACUUUCUUUUGCCAAUCUGGUUGUUUGCGUCCGCGAUCUCUACGCGGGUGUAUUCAAUAGGAACGACUUUUUGGUGGCACAGGAUCAUUUGUAUCAAGAGAAGCUGCACUACCGUACAGUGACAGCUAAAUAUGUCAGACAUUUCAGCUGCCCAAUCUCCUACUACCGCGUAUUAGACCGACUUGCCGUAGGCAGAGGCCCCAGGGUAGAAAAGGUAAAAGGCGGUCUCAUGAAAAACGUCCUAGCCCUAAAACUCACAUCCGUAUUCAACCAGCCAGUCAACGUCAUCAUCUACAUCGCUUGUGCGAACAAGAAGGAAGGAUCGAACGAGCCAAUGUACACUAGAGCUCCUUGGACUAGAGCAACACUCCAAAAAGAGAAUAAUGAAACAUCAACUACGGGUCAAGCAGGUGAUGAAACAGCAGCUACUGACAAUGCAGCUGCGGAUACAAAUGGAACUACUGUUGAAACAAAAGACGCUACGACUAGUGCAGCAGCAGAAACAACCACUGCAGCGUCUGCAGCUCCAUAA
Molecule: messenger RNA, 558 nt
Organism: Cydia amplana
Lineage: Eukaryota; Metazoa; Arthropoda; Insecta; Lepidoptera; Tortricidae
Exons: 2
Coding region: 1-558 (185 amino acids)
Source: RefSeq, a predicted model, not a curated record